AUGACCGAAUCAUCUAUCAAUGUCUGCGUUCGUAUUCGUCCGUUUAGCGAAAAGGAAGCAUCCCAGCUAGCUCCCAACGAGGAUCAUGCUCCUUUUCUCGGCGAUGGUGGUCUCGCCGGCGGCAUCUCGCCCAACAAGUUCGUAACGAGCCCAGCAUCCACCUCCACACUCAAGACACGCUUCGUACGACCCAUCGUCAAGCCUAUGGACAAAAAAGUGCUUGUCUUUGAUCCGCCUGAUACCAACCCUCUCACACGCCUUUACAACAACAAUCCGCUCGCACGUGGCGCCAGACGCAGCAAAGAUGUUCGAUACGCCUUUGAUCGAGUCUUUGAUUCGACGGCGUCCCAGACCGACGUCUUCCAGGAGACCUGCAAGCCGCUGCUGGACGGCAUCCUCAACGGCUACAACGCGAGUGUCUUCGCUUACGGUGCCACCGGGUGCGGAAAGACGCAUACCAUCAGCGGUACGCCUGACGAUCCGGGUCUAAUCUUUCUCACCAUGAAGGAGCUCUACAACCGCAUUCAGGAUGCGCGGGAUGACUCGGACGUGCAGAUUCGUCUCUCCUAUCUCGAAAUCUAUAACGAAACCAUCCGUGAUCUGCUCAGCUCCGAGCCCACUCCACCCGGCGCCGGUCUAGCGCUACGUGAAGACGCCAACAAUCGUAUCUCGGUGGUCGGCAUCACCGAGCUCGUCCCUGAAAGCCCCGAGAGCGUCCUCGAAUACAUCCAGGAAGGCAACCUCCGACGCACCAUGAGCCCCACGGAGGCAAAUGCCGUCAGUUCUCGUUCCCAUGCCGUGCUUCAGAUCAAUGUGACGCAGAAACCACGCACCGCUAGCAUGACCGAGCAGACCACUUCGGCUUCGCUCAACAUCAUCGACCUUGCCGGCUCCGAGCGUGCCUCUGCCACCCGCAACAAUGGCGCGCGAAUGAAGGAAGGUGCCAACAUCAACAAGUCGCUGCUCGCCCUCGGCAAUUGCAUCAAUGCCCUCUGCCAGUCUGAUGGUGUGCGUAAGCAUAUCCCCUACCGCAACUCGAAGCUCACCCGUCUACUCAAGUUCUCUCUCGGAGGCAACUGCAAGACCGUCAUGGUCGUCUGCAUCAGCCCAUCCAGCACCCACUACGAAGAGACGCACAAUGCCCUCAAGUACGCAAACCAGGCAAAGAACAUCCGUACCAAGGUCAGCCGCAACAUGAUCAACGUCGAUCGCCACGUCGCUCAGUACGUUCAGGCCAUUCACGAGCUCAAGGAGGAAAACGAACGCCUCCGCGCAAAGCUCGAUGAGCGCGGCACCCUCGAGUCGGCUGCAGAGAAACGCAAGCGCGCAGAAAUGAGCAAGGAGAUGGAUGAAGCUAAGAAACGUAUGCGCGAGAGCACCGACAACGUCACCAAGCUCGUCUCUGAUAAAGCUGGCUUUGAGGCGACAACCGCAGCUGCGGAGACCAAACUCAUCGAGCUACGCAAACGCUUGACGAUCGUCGAGGCCGACCUGAAUCGCUUCAGCAGCAAGGGCGAGGUGCUGCCUUCGGACCUCGAGGGCGAACGCGAUGUGCUUCGCAAAAUGAUCGCAAGCGAAGAGAAGGCGCUGCACGACGAGUCUACAUCCGCUGGAGUACGCAGCCUGCUCAACAGCCUCCAAAUGCAGCGCGGCAUCAUUGUCGCUGCUUCGCACAACCAGAAAUUCGACACAGAGGCAUCCGAGACCAUCCAGACGUUGGGUAAUGCGAUGUUGGCAGAAGUCGAGGCGGAAAAGGCUAAGGCAAAGUUCACUGGGCUGCUGGGUGUGCUGCGGCGCUCAACCACGGAGGCGACACAGCUUGUGGCGGUGGCAACUAGAAGCACAAUAGCACUGCGCGAGGUGGCAGGCGAGCUCGAGUACAGAGCGACCCACGCUAACGACGCGGCCAGCAAAGAAAGUGCGGAAGAGCUUUCGUCAACGAUGGCACUGCUGGCUUCCCAGCUGCGCAGCAUUGCAGGCGAGAAUGACAAGGUGUUCGAAGCAAUGUGUGGUGCCACUUUGCCUACUGUUGCGCCACCAUCAGUGGCUUCGAUAGUGAGUGCGGGUGCAAGCAAGUCUGCGAAGGCUGUAGUCAGCACGACCCUCCGCCGUGCGCGGACCUCACUGGCGGUCGGCUCAGCGGCUCCUGCAGCCUCCUCGACAUCGAAUCGAUCCGUCUCAUCUUUUGCCGGGCGAGCCAGUAAUGCACCAGCGGCUUCAGCCUUUGCUCGGUCGACCAGCAUGCAAGUCACCAGCUCGCCGUCGACGAUGACGAGCGUCGCGCCGGCCUCGAAUCGACACGGCUUUGCUGCCCCCACCUCCUCGUCUUCUGCUCGUUCGUCGCAGGUUUCGGCCAGCAGCCCGGCGCGAAAAGCAGCCCCCAUGCGAAGGGUCAGCACUGCAGCCGCCACACGGAGGUUGAGCUCGGUGAGGGCUGCGCGAUCGGGUACAGCAGCUGCAGCGUUACCCGUCGUGGAGGAGAAGAAAAAGUUCCGGUGGGCCGACGAAGCAGGUGAAGGCGACAUUGACGAUAAAGGUCUAGGACAGAUUGGUUCGGUUGCAGAAGUUGGCAUUAGUUUGCAAGGUGACAGCGCAGGAAGCAGCUCCGGGACAGAAUGGGAGGAUCUGUCUGAUGGACGUAGCACUCCCUCUGUAGCAGCUAAGCCCAUCACGCGAUCUACGUCGGUGGGCACGGCGGUAUCGUCCAAGGGCUUGAGCGUAUUUUCCGAGAGUAAGCGAUCUGUGUCGAGUGGAUCGGCGCUCUCCUCUCUGCGCGAGGAGCGAAAUGCCUCCAGCGGCGGAGGAUCGGCCGACGAAGCAGAUAUCUCCAACACGUCGCCCGCGGCCACGCUCAAACCGAUCCCGCACCCACGCCCACCUCUGCGCACUACCACCAACACCGCCGCUGCCGCCGCCGCCACGUCUUCCGCGGGCGCGCCAACGGCAGCGCUGUUGAACGGAUCCUUGUUCCCCGUCUUUCCCUCUUCCACUGAGGGUGGGAUCAAUGCCGCUGCGUUCAACACGGUGGUUCCCGUGAAGAAAGCCUUCCCAAGACCGAGUGCCGGUGGACCGGGUCCGAUUCGCCGCAGAACGAGGACGAGCGUGGCUGUGGCCGGACAAGCUAAUCCCUUGCUUGCAUCGGGAGUGGGGCCGGGAUCGAUUCCAGGCCAGUUCGCGGCACCGAGUGGCGUAGGGAACAGGGUGAAAGCCAGUCGGGUCUCGGUGGUACCUGGGAUGCGCAGUGCCAGUGCUAGCAUGGUCGGCGGUGGCGGUGCAGAGGGGAGGGCUGCGCUCUUUGGCUGA
Molecule: messenger RNA, 3303 nt
Organism: Sporisorium graminicola
Lineage: Eukaryota; Fungi; Basidiomycota; Ustilaginomycetes; Ustilaginales; Ustilaginaceae
Exons: 1
Coding region: 1-3303 (1100 amino acids)
Biological process (GO): microtubule-based movement
Molecular function (GO): microtubule motor activity; ATP binding; microtubule binding
Source: RefSeq, a predicted model, not a curated record